Molecule: messenger RNA, 1726 nt
Organism: Lates calcarifer (barramundi perch)
Lineage: Eukaryota; Metazoa; Chordata; Actinopteri; Centropomidae
Product: toll-like receptor 2
Biological process (GO): immune response; inflammatory response; toll-like receptor signaling pathway
Cellular component (GO): membrane
Molecular function (GO): triacyl lipopeptide binding; protein binding; transmembrane signaling receptor activity
Source: RefSeq, a predicted model, not a curated record
UUUGACUAUGUCCCCACUUGAGGUGGCCCUCACCGGUGGUACUACAGGUGUUACUUUUAAAAAUGUUAACAUGACGGUUGCAGCAUGUAUGAAACUUCUAAAUUUGUUGUCAAACUCUAACGUAACUAAUGCUGGCUCUUGAAGAUGCAAAAUUCUUCUUAACACCUCUCGGUGACAUAAGGUCAAUCCCAGAGAUCCGCCAUUUGGAGGUUGUUGUCCUCAAAAAUGUGGAUACUCCUCAGUUCUACAGUUUUCCAGCCCUGUCUUUCAUGGGGCCAGUACUGAAAGUGGGGCGCCGGGUUUCUGUGAUUAACUCCAAGUUGUUUGCUAUUCCCUGUGAAACCUCUACUCAUCUGUUAAAGCUGGAGUAUAUGGAUAUCAGUGACAACCUUUUCAGUGAUCUUGCGUUGACGGAAAUGAUGUGUGAUGGCAAAGGUGUCCUUUGGAGUCUGCAAACCAUCAAUGUCAGCAGGAAUCACUUGCGGUCAAUCAACAGUCAGCUCUUCACCAAACUAGAAAAGCUUCAAAACAUCGACAUGAGUGGAAAUAUGUUUCAUAGUAUGCCUGAGACUUGUAACUGGCCACCAAAUCUCAGAUUCUUAAACCUUUCGUCAACGCAUUUGACAGAGGUGACAUCUUGUCUGCCAGAAAGUUUAUACAUCCUUGAUCUCUCGGACAAUAAAUUAACUGUAUUCAACAUCGAACUACCUUUUCUCACAGAUUUAUACAUCUCGGGCAACAAGAUCAGUAGUUUGCCUGAUGGUGGUUUAUACCCUCGUCUUGUAUCUAUCUACAUUCAAAAAAAUGAUUUACAGACAUUCCGCAGUGAUAAUCUAAAUGAUUAUAAUAAUCUGAAGAGUCUGAAGGCUGCUGCUAACACAUACAUCUGUUCGUGUGACUUUGUAGCAUUCAUGACAAGUGACUUGACAAACAGUCGAGUCAGAAUCGAAGAUGAGUUAAAGUUGUACAUCUGUGACUCCCCUGAUGCCGUGAGAGGAAAGAGCGUAUCAGACGCGAGGUUAUCGGUGUUUGAGUGUCACACGGCUUUAUCUUUUUCUCUACUCUGCUCAGCCAUUCUGGUCAUGUUUCUGCUCGUUGCUGGUUUGUGUCACAAGUUCAGCAUUGUGUGGUACAUGAAGAUGACCUGGGCCUGGUUGAGAGCCAAGAGGAAGCCAAAGUUAAAAAAGGGAGAGCUUGAGUAUGAUGCCUUUGUGUCCUACAGCGAGAUGGACUCUGGUUGGGUGGAAGCUCAUCUGGUCCCAGAGCUUGAGCAGUCCGAGCCCCCUCUCCAACUCUGCCUCCACAAAAGAGACUUUGUCCCUGGAGGAUGGAUCAUGGACAACAUCAUGGACGCCAUUGAGAAGAGUCACAAAACACUCUUCAUCCUUUCUCAGCACUUUGUCAGGAGUGAAUGGUGCAAGUACGAGCUGGACUUCACCCAUUUUAGAUUGUUUGACCAAAACAACGAUGCAGUUGUGCUGAUUCUGUUGGAGCCCAUUGACAAAAACACCAUCCCCAGAAAGUUCUGUAAGCUGCGGAGAGUGAUGAACUCCAGGACAUACUUGGAGUGGCCUGAUGAUGAAAACCAGAUCAACAGGUUCUGGCAGAGUUUGAGAACAGCUAUUAAAAGACCUGUGACUGAUAAUUUACUCAAUUCAACUACGAAUUUGGUCAUUUGAAUUACAGUUUUUUUAUACAUGUAUAUAUGUAUGUGUGUGUGUGUGUG